Molecule: messenger RNA, 1221 nt
Organism: Aspergillus terreus NIH2624
Lineage: Eukaryota; Fungi; Ascomycota; Eurotiomycetes; Eurotiales; Aspergillaceae
Product: Zn(II)2Cys6 transcription factor domain-containing protein
Exons: 1
Coding region: 1-1221 (406 amino acids)
Biological process (GO): regulation of DNA-templated transcription
Molecular function (GO): DNA-binding transcription factor activity, RNA polymerase II-specific; zinc ion binding
Source: RefSeq, a predicted model, not a curated record
AUGUCUGCAACUCAUACAUCCCCAUCGCCACCAGGGGCACAAGCUGAGGUGACUGCAAGCUGGGAGCGUCUGCGCAAGUCCUGUGAUUCAUGCCAGGAAGCCAAAGUCAAGUGCAGCCAGCACAAGCCCUCAUGCCAUCGCUGCCUCCGUCAUCGCCAACCAUGCGUCUACAGCCCGCAACGUCGCACCGGACGACCGCGAAAGAAGCCGACCUUGGUCGGGAUGGCAUUUUCCCCCGUUAAUUCUGGGAACGACACAAACAGCACAAUAAUCAGAGAGCCCACUAGCUCAACUCUCAAUGGACAGGACCUCGUCAUGGCCGAUGUCCGCGAUGAUGAGCCACGCUUGCUGGCCGGUGACGUUACUGCGAACAUCAAUCCCAUCGACAGCGUCUUUCAGUCAUCGUUCGAAGCUCUGCUAGCAGCGUCGCCACUCAGCAAGGAUCCGACCGGCAGAGAUAUCAACUUAGACACCCAUCAUACAGGCCGUGCCGCCUCCCCUCGCUCCUCCGAUGCGUUCGGCGAUUUAUCCCUUUUCUUGCACGAUUAUAGUACCCCGAUUCCACCACACCCGGCGCAUGUGCUCGACCUCGAGCAGCUGCCCUCGCUCAGUGUAGACACCUCGAACACAAGCAGCGAGUGUGGGGACUGCGGAGCGAAAUGUUACACGACGCUUCUUCAACAGCUGUUAUUCUUGCGCCAGUCGCUUCCUGAGACCACCCGUCCCUCAAUCGACGUGAUCCUGCAGGUGGAGCGCCAUGUGCACAGUCUUCUCGACCGGGUUUUGGGCUGCAGCCUGUGUCUCAGUAAUCGCUCCUCUGUUCUCCUCAUGUCGGUGAUUACGGAGCGUGUGAUCCAGAUGCUUGACUGGAUUAUCGAGGAGAAAACCCUGCUAGACACCGAAAGCGCGCGCUCCAGCCGGCGAACAUACAGUACCUGGGCACGACUUCCCCCCACUGGCAGUCGCGCCGGCAAUCGGACACAUGUCUGCCGCAUUCCACUCGUUGUAGGUGAUACUGAACUGGACGAGGAUACCAAACAGUACUUCCUCAAGCAGCUCAUCCUCAUGCGGAUGAAAAGGCUUGCCGUCAAAGUACAGGAUGUGCGACGUAGCACUAAUACGCGACCUGGGGACUGCAUCUACCGUGCUGCCGAAUUGGUGCUUGCAGAGUCUCUUCAGCGAUUAGACUACCUUCGUGGCCAGGUUCAACUGUGGGAGUGA